AUGUCUACAAUCCAUAUCCACAUUGGCCAAUGCGGCAAUCAACUGAGUGUACCUCUCUGGAAAAACUUUACUCAUUGUAAAACUUUUGGCAACGAAUCAGUAUUUUGCUCUCUUGAUGGAUGGCAUAGAAGUAUCCAUAUUGAUAGUGAAUCCAAAGUUCUAACCUCUCUACCAAAGACAUUUAAAGUGAGGGAGAAAAAUGUCAUAGUUGGUAAAAGGGGAAGAGGAACAAAUUUUGCCUUAGGUUACCAUGGAAUAAAAUGUCAAGGGGAUGAUCAACUUUUAGAGAAUAGUAUGGAAGCCAUAAGGAAAGAAGUUGAGAGAUGUGACAUUUAUUCUGGAGCAGUUGUGUAUCAGAGUAUAAGUGGUGGGACUGGAUCAGGCUUGGGUUCACAUUUGGUUGAAAUGCUACGAGACGAUUAUCCGUGUCAUCAAAUAUUGUCGUGUGCAGUAGCCCCAUGUGUAAGCGGUGAGAGCCCAUUGCAAAAUUUCAAUGCUUUGUUGUCACUUCACUGGCUUCAAACUUAUGCAGAUGCUGUAAUACUUCUUCUUAAUGACUAUUAUAUAACACAUUUAAAUCAGCUUCUGGAAUCUGAUGAAUCUCUACGUAACAGUCACAUUUCAUUUAAAGACAUCAACUCUGUCAUUGCCAACAAUCUCAGCGGAGUGCUCCUCCCAACAGACACUCUCUCCUCGUCAAGGGGUAUCACACUGGGACAAGAACCGUGGGAGUUGAUUAGAACAUUAACACCAAUGCCGACAACAAAAUUUAUUAGCUUAACACAGCAUACUUCAAAAACUUUAUCUUGGGAAGGACUGUCCUCAAAAGUCUUAGAUUACCAGUUGAGGUAUAGUUGUGCAGGAAACCCAACACAUUCUCUAUCAGCUGUAGCUGUAGCUCGAGGGGACAGAGAAAAUUCAUUUAUGCGUGCAGUGAAAGAAUCUCUAGACAGGAAAAUAAGAAAGGGAGUUAACUUCAUCAAUUGGAACCCUUAUCCCUUAGAUUGUUGGACUGCCAAAUUUAACAGUAUAGGAUCCAAAGAAAGCCGCUCAUUAACUUUGGCAACAAAUUCUACCAAUAUUUUAGACCACUUGAAUACGGUCUUGUCUCGUUCUCGUCUUAAACUCGAUUCAGGAGCCUACCUGCACUGGUACCAUCGCUAUGGCAUUUCACAAGUAAGUACCAGUAAUAAUAAAUGAAGAAUUAAAAUAUUGUUAUUUUAUUAACCAAAAGGAUGCAUAUUAAAUUAAAGUAUUAAUUUACAAAGAUUGAUUCUAUCAGUUAAAGAUAAAAGAUUCACAACAACACAAUGCCUAUACUUGCAACGUAAUAAACAAUUAAAUUUCAGUAGAAAUUAUCAACUUUGACCAUUGUGAAUAAUUAUUCAUAUCUGGUAAACAUUUGGGCAUGUGCCCUUUGACCUUUUCCCAUGGUGAAGAAUUAUGGGGAAAAGAUAAUGAUUCUACGUGUUAUGUAAAUGUAGGGAUCUUUUAUUUAAAAGUAUAUUUAUCUUUUGGUUUGAUGUGUUAAUCUAUAACUUACUUAGUCAGUAUUUUGGUAACAUUUUUGUUUGUUAUUAAGUAAAUUACUUUUUGCAAAAUUAAUUAUAGUUUUAUUUCAAAGUAAACACUUUGGAAAACAUAGCUUUAACAUUUUUUGUACAUAAUUAUUGUAAUUGAAAUAUACUGCCUAAAAAAGAUAUGCAGCAAAUCACAUGCUAAACAAACAAACAAACAAAAACAAAUCUCAGUUUACCAUUCAAUAAUGCUUUAAAUUUUUAUUCAACAAGAAAAGUAUUUCCUUAUAAAAUUGAUGACUUAUUUAUUAGGAUUGAAACUAAUGUUAACUGCAUUUGAUAGGUAUUUGUUUUAUUAAUAGGAAGUUUUCAAUGAAAGUUUGGAAACCUUACAGACAGUGGUCUCUGAUUAUGAGUCAAUGGCAAAAAGUUGA
Molecule: messenger RNA, 1951 nt
Organism: Lymnaea stagnalis (great pond snail)
Lineage: Eukaryota; Metazoa; Mollusca; Gastropoda; Lymnaeidae
Source: the annotation of a GenBank genome assembly